ACUGAAAACCACGUAAAAGAGAACUCGAACCGCUUAUAAGUGAAACCCAUCGUCCAUCACAUUUCUCGUACGACAAGACCCAUAACCCAAACACUUUCAAGCAGCCAUGGCCGAUCACAAGCUUCCCAUUCUCGUAAUGGUACUCGUUCAGCUCUUCCAAAUUCAGCUGGCUCGGUCCGAGAACCGGUAUUUUCCCUCCCUCUAUAUCCAGGCGGGUUUGCUCUUUGUAUUCGCUAUCUUCUGUGUAUGUUGGAGCAAACGGUCCAAGCCGGUUUAUCUCGUCGAUUUCUCAUGUUUCAAACCCGGAGACGAUUGCAAGAUCUCAUCAGAAACGUUCUUUAACAUGGCCAAAGCCUCUGGCUUGUACUCCGACGAGACGAUUCAGUUCAUGACCCGGAUACUGAACCGAUCCGGUUUAGGAGACGACACGUACGCACCUCGAUGCAUGUUGACGUCGCCGCCGAGACCAAGCAUGGCCGAGGCGAGGUACGAGGCCGAGUCAGUCGUAUUUGGAGCUAUCAACUCGCUCUUCAGGAAAACCGGAGUUAAACCGGAAGACAUCGGGAUCUUCAUCGUGAACUGCAGCUUGUUUAACCCUAACCCAUCUCUCUCCGCCAUGAUCGUGAAUCGGUACAAUCUCAGAAGCAACAUCAAAACCUACAAUCUCUCCGGUAUGGGCUGCAGUGCCGGUGCGAUCUCAAUAGACCUCUCGAAAAAUCUUCUCAGAGCAAACCCUAACACGUACGCGCUCGUCGUGAGCACCGAGAACAUGACGCUAAGCAUGUACCGUGGCAACGAUCGGUCCAUGUUAGUCCCGAACUGUCUUUUUCGUGUCGGAGGCGCCGCCAUUCUUCUCUCGAACCGGAGCCAAGACCGUUCACGGUCCAAGUACGAGCUAGAUCACCUCGUACGGGUCCACAAAGGAGCCGGCGACAUACCCUACACGUGCGCUUACCAGAGGGAGGACGAAAAAGGUAUUCUCGGUGUAUCGAUCGUCAAAGAACUCACCUUUGUUGCCGGAGACGCGUUGAAGACGAACUUAACCUCACUCGGUCCACUCGUUCUUCCAUUAUUGGAAAAGCUCCGGUUUAUCGAAUCUUUCUUGAAGAGGAAGAUUUUCAGGUCAAGGGUCGAAGUUUACGUCCCCAAUUUCAAGAGAUGUUUUGAGCAUUUCUGCAUUCACGCGGGAGGGAGAGCAUUGUUGGACGCCGUCCAGAAGGGACUCGGACUCAGUGAGUGGGACCUGGAGCCGUCUCGAAUGACGUUGCACCGAUUCGGUAACACGUCGAGCUCGUCUCUGUGGUACGAGUUCGCUUACACGGAGGCGAAGGGUCGAGUCGGACGGGGUGAUCGGGUCUGGCAGUUGGCGUUUGGGUCGGGUUUCAAAUGUAACAGUAUUGUGUGGCGAGCGCUGCGGACGAUUCCGGCGGAUGAGUCGUCACUCGGUAACCCGUGGGUUGACUCGGUCCACAAGUAUCCGGUACAGGUGCCUUGAUUAGAUAUUUCCACGUGGAGGAAUAAUAGACGUUGAGAUCUGUCGAUGAUGACGUGGAUAUCGAGGUCUUGUCAUAAAUGCAUUGAGAAAAUUGUCCUUUUCCAUCUCGUAUCCUCACAAAAAAAUAUUAAUAUGUACUUUUUUUGUUAAGAAUUUA
This is a messenger RNA of Tarenaya hassleriana, 1652 nucleotides long. RefSeq names its product 3-ketoacyl-CoA synthase 13. Gene Ontology annotation, cellular component: membrane. The transcript has a single exon. Lineage: Eukaryota; Viridiplantae; Streptophyta; Magnoliopsida; Brassicales; Cleomaceae. Gene Ontology annotation, molecular function: acyltransferase activity, transferring groups other than amino-acyl groups. Gene Ontology annotation, biological process: fatty acid biosynthetic process. The coding region runs from base 107 to 1495 and encodes 462 amino acids. The record is from RefSeq and is a predicted model, not a curated record.